Adineta ricciae is the source of this 627-nucleotide messenger RNA. NCBI's taxonomy places the organism in Eukaryota, Metazoa, Rotifera, Eurotatoria, Adinetida, Adinetidae. The record is from the annotation of a GenBank genome assembly.
AUGGAUAUAUCACUUUUACUUUGCGUUCAACGUUGCUCUCCAUACUUUGCUGCAACUACUGUCAAGGAAAUUCUUGAGAUAUUACGCCCACAGAUCUAUCCACCCGAUUCGAAGUUCGGUGACACAAUCAAAAUGUUUCAAAUUUUUCUCCCCACGAAUCUUCCAUCUGACCUACAUCGUCAAGGAUUCAAGUUUGCAUACGCAUUUUGUGUCUGGAAUAAUUAUCCAUUUCAUUGGAGAUUGUGGCCAGCGGAAUUCUUUCCCAUUGUGAUGGAACCGCAUCGUUUUACAUCAAUUAUCAAGUGUUUAGCACACAUCUCUCGACAGAUCGUUCAACGAACAUCAACUUACGUUGAAGGACAAGUGUAUGUCAUAUCGCUAGUGAUGUCCAUCUUACCAGGUGUUGAUUGUUCGUCUGCGAUCGUUAUUCGAAAUGAUUUGACAGAAUUUGAAAAACAAGCCUGUUUAUCGACAUCAAAAUUUGAUAAUUUCAUCGAUUUAGUUCGAGGUUUGAUUAGAGGCCAACCAGAAGAAACAGUAGCAUAUUUCAUGCCGACAUCAUGUGAAUCUAUUCCGAAAUCCAUUGGAACUUCCAUUGAUGACGACGAAGACUUAAAGUUAAACUGA